Molecule: messenger RNA, 2433 nt
Organism: Caenorhabditis auriculariae
Lineage: Eukaryota; Metazoa; Nematoda; Chromadorea; Rhabditida; Rhabditidae
Source: the annotation of a GenBank genome assembly
AUGAGUGUCCGGGAUAACAUCCGGGACAUGUGGGACAAUGAACUUUUUACUGACUGCGUUAUAAAGGUAAAAUUAUUAUUUUUUUGGGGGGGGUUCAUUGAUUUUUUUUUAGGAUGAAUGGAUGGGUGGUUGAUUUGAAUGUUGGAAAGAUGAAUCAUUUUUUUCGGAUUCUCUCAAGUUUUUUUGAUGAAUUUUGAAAAAAAUUUUUUUCAAAAAAAAUUUGGGGCUUAGGUUUUUUUCUUUUUGGCUUCAGGGUUCCAAAGAAAUUUUGAAAAAAAUUGUUGAAAAAAAUAUUUUUUUGAAGUUUUAGUACUCAUGAAAUAGAGAAAGUGGGAUUUCUUUAUUUAUUUAUGUUUUUUUCAAUCAUUCUCUUUCUUCAUUUUUUUCACACGAAAUACUUCUAGAGGUGAUAUUUUUAUAACUCAAAUUUUAAUCCUAACUUUAAAUUUUUUUAUACUUGUUUUUAAAUUUUUUCGCUUUUUAUGACUUCUUUGGAGAAGAUAGGGUAUAAUAAAUAAGAAGCGGAGAAAAGUUAGUCAAUUUUUAAAAUUAAGUUAAGAACUGCAAAAAUAUUGUCAAUAGAAAAAUGUGUGUUUUAAAAAGUUCAUAAUGCACUUUUUCUAUGAAAAUUUUGGUUUUUUCGGUUCUGUGCUAUUUUUUUUUAUUUUUUUCUCACAAACUGAAGUGAUUGUUUAUAUAUUCCCAACUCGAUAAAUGUUAAAAAAUACGUUGAAAGUUGGAAAAAACCACUAAAUUUUUUGCAAACCCAAAAAAAAUAUCUCACUGCGAUAUCCAUUAUUUUUCAGGUCGGAAGUAAACAGAUCAAAGCCCAUCGAUGUAUUUUGGGGCAAAUGUCCCCGGUUUUCAAAUCCAUGUUCAACAAUGAAUCCAUGUUGGAGGCCCAAAAUGGAGUCAUCGACAUGACCGACGCCAAGUAUGAAUCGGUUCGUUUUCGUUGUUUUUGGUAUUUUUGGGAAAGCUUUCAAAUGUCAAAAAAAUGGCUAUUUUCUAGAAAAUGACGAAAAAUAGGUGAGGCAAAUUGUAGAAGCUUUAAGAAUUUGUUUAAAAAUUUUUAUUGAUGUGUAAUCAGUUCGUUUUCAACUCCAAAAUGUAGGAAUCUGAGAACAAUUCGUAGUUUAGGCAGAAAUUGACUGUAAAAUGAUGGAAAUGAGCAGUUUUGAACAAUAUGCGAAUUUAAUCAUAUAUUUGCUUCUUUUUAUUCCAAAAAAGGUUGAUAAUCAGGAUUUUUUUAGAACGGCUUUGUUUGUUUAAUUUUCAAAUUUUCGUUCCUUUUUCAAGAUUCAGGCAAAUGGGAAAUUAAUUUCAUUAAUUCAACAAAAUGUUCAGUAGACAGCACGUAGAAAAACUUGAAAAAAAUUGAAAAAAACUUUGAAUAUCUGAUUUUUCUAUUUUUUCGAUUUUAAAUAGAUAUUCGAGUCUAAAAUUAAAAUUUCUCUCUUUGAUAGCCUUUAUUUUACUGUUCAAAAUUGGUUUUUUGAUAUUUUGCAAGUAGAUUCACAACGGAGUUUUAUCAUUAAUCCUGUGAGGGCGAUUUUUCUGUUCAUAGACCUUCAAAAAUCCAUUUUUUCAAUUUUUCAGGUACGAGCAAUGGUUGAAUUCAUGUACACGGGUAGCACGGAUGCGUUGGAUUCCAAUUCCGUCGACGAGAUUUUGGCCAUUGGUUUGUUUCAUUUCUAAUAAUUUCAUAUAACUUUUCUCGAAAUUCCAGCCGACAAGUACGAAGUUUUGCCGUUGAAAGAACAGUGCGAACGCCAAAUUUCCUACACGAUCAACCACAAAAAUAUCACCCACAUUGCUGUUUUCUCAGACACGUAUAGUGCGGUUAUUUUGAAAAAUGUGAGUUCGAGAAAAUUGGAAAAGUCGGCUAGUUUGGAAAACUAGGCCAUGGCGCAAGUUUGCUCCAUCGAACACUUUGAAUUUUUUUUCUUUUUUAAUUUUAGUUGCAAGGUUUUUUCUACCGUUUUUGCGCGCCAUGGUCACUAAAUAUAUAUAAUAAAAAAACUGGAAAUUGGUUAAAUUUUUGAAAAAUUAUGCAUUUUUAACAGAAAGUCAUGUAGCAAAAAAAUUCAUAAAUAAUAAAAAUGAGAUUUUUGGAUAAAAAUACACGUGAAUUAGGCAUUGAAUCAGUUUCUAAAUGUUUUUUUAAAUGUAGUAUUUUUCUCGCGAAAAAUCAUAGAGAUAGAGAGAAUAAAUGGCUAAAAUCGUUUGUAAAACGGAUAGAAAAAUACGAAAUUUCGAAAGUUUUCCGUGGAGCUAAACUUGUGCCGUAGCCUAGUUUUGCCGAAAUGGGUCGAUUUCUUCAAAUUUCCGUUGUUUGAACGAGGAAAAAUGGUAAUUUUUCAGGCGGUUAUUCGAUUUUUUUGGCGAUCCACCACAAGGCGAUCAUACGGACGCAGGAGUGGAGGACCAUGA